AUGAAAAAGAAAAUCUGUCGUGAGUUGAUCACACAGAUCCUUGCACGAAAACCAAAGAUGUGUGCUUUUCUCGAAUAUAAGGAUCUCAAGAUUGUGUAUAAAAGAUAUGCUUCACUGUACUUCUGUUGUGCAAUUGAACAAACGGACAAUGAGCUGAUUUGCCUCGAGGUCAUACACAGAUAUGUAGAGCUUUUGGACAAAUACUUCGGCAGUGUUUGUGAACUCGAUAUAAUCUUCAACUUCGAGAAAGCUUAUUUCAUUCUGGACGAGUUUCUCUUAGCUGGCGAGAUUCAGGAAACAAGUAAAAAGCAAGUCUUAAAAGCUAUCGCAGCCCAGGAUCUCAUCCAAGAGGAAGAAACUCCGCAAGGUCUAUUUGAAGAUCACGGUCUCGGAUAA
Molecule: messenger RNA, 396 nt
Organism: Strongylus vulgaris
Lineage: Eukaryota; Metazoa; Nematoda; Chromadorea; Rhabditida; Strongylidae
Source: the annotation of a GenBank genome assembly